Molecule: messenger RNA, 1052 nt
Organism: Dioscorea cayenensis subsp. rotundata (Guinea yam)
Lineage: Eukaryota; Viridiplantae; Streptophyta; Magnoliopsida; Dioscoreales; Dioscoreaceae
Exons: 2
Coding region: 93-857 (254 amino acids)
Source: RefSeq, a predicted model, not a curated record
UUUAAUAGUGCGUCUUCUUAAAUUCACUGAAAAUCCCCAAACUGGUUUGUAAAUUAGGGUUAGGGUUAGGGCUUUGAUCUUGAAGGGGAAGGAUGAUAGACAUCCAGAAGCGGCGGGUUCAGCUCGCCCUCUUGAUUGGCGGCAUCAUUGUUCUCAGCAUGACAGCUGAGAAAUUUAGGGAGUUUGUCGGAGAUGAAGCAUCAUCAAAGAGUGGGAAGUUCACCUUUCUGAACUGCUUCGAUAUGGGCUCCGGUAGUCUGGCCUGUGUUGCGAAAGAAGGUGUAAAGCUCUACGUGUAUAGUAUCAGAAGUGCUCAUGUUGAGAAAAUACGGCAACGUGCAACUGAGGUUGCACUCACUGAGGCACUGACGGGAGGAUUGACUCCCGCUGUCGCGGCCAAGGAGGCACAAAAGGCCGGAACAAAAGCCGCAAAGCAGGCCACGAGGGAAGCCAAACGCAUCACAGGACCAAUCAUAUCCUCAGGUUGGGACUUUUUCGAAGCGAUAUACUAUGGUGGUUCAAUGACCGAAGGCUUUCUUAGGGGUAUAGGCACAUUGUUUGGCACCUAUGCCGGAGGAUUCCACGGAGAACAGAGACUCGGCAAAUUAGGUUAUCUUAUGGGAAGUCAUUUUGGCAGUUGGGUUGGAGGUAGGAUAGGACUGAUGGUAUACGAUAUCGGCAAUGGAUUGCAUUAUUUGCUUCAAUUUGUCGAACCAGAAGCAAACACUGGUUCCGAAGAUGUUUAUAAUGCAGAAGAAAAUGAAGGCAAUUAUUGGAGGCGAGACGACGAAAGUUCUGAGUACUAUCAGACUCAAGAAGAGAAUUCGGAGUCUUCAGAAGGUUGGAGUCUUUUCUGAGACAUGGUGAUGCUGCACAAAAUUUAUGCUGAAUUUUUAUCACAUGAUAUAGAAUAACAUUUUUUAUGAAUCAAUGUUUCUGUAAAUUAUAGUGUUGAGCAUGUUGUCAGUAUAUUUUUGUUGAAUGUGAUGUUAAUUAUAUAGCUGUUCCUUUCAGCUUUUUUUGUAUUAUCAUAGUGACUAAUAUUCUCAGGA